Messenger RNA from Triplophysa dalaica, 1128 nucleotides. It is a transcript of the gene sypl2b, whose product is annotated as synaptophysin-like 2b. NCBI's taxonomy places the organism in Eukaryota, Metazoa, Chordata, Actinopteri, Cypriniformes, Nemacheilidae. Bases 108 to 818 code for a protein of 236 amino acids. Gene Ontology annotation, cellular component: synaptic vesicle; synaptic vesicle membrane. The record is from RefSeq and is a predicted model, not a curated record. The transcript has 5 exons.
ACACUCGCGCCACAGCUCGUUUAGCGUUUCACCACAUUUCCGACAGCAGUUGAGUUUAUCGCACCAUUUCCUGUCAGUUGUAACAAUCAUUUGACGUGUCCUUGUUGAUGCCUUAUUUGCAGAGCACGAUGAGCGGAUUUCAACUUGAUCUCGGCCCGUUGAAAGAACCACUGGGAUUUAUACGUGUACUGGAAUGGAUAUUUGCCAUAUUUGUAUUUGCUACAAUAGGAGGGUAUUCUGGCUCCACAAGUUUUAACAUCCAGUGUAAAGGCAAGGGAAACCAUGAAGUUCUUGUUACCUUCAGCUACCCUUUUAGGCUUAACACCCAGAGUUACGAAGUCCCAACAUGCAAGGUCAAUGAGACAAAGUCUGAUACCAUGAAUUUGAUUGGAAAUUAUUCAUCUUCGGCUGAGUUUUUUGUCGCUGUUGGUGUUCUGGCUUUUUUCUACUGCACUGCAACGCUUGUGUUGUACCUGGGUUACCAGCACCUUUACCGAGAGUCUCCACGUGGCCCCAUUGUUGAUCUGCUGAUAACUGGGGUCUUCGUGUUUUUGUGGCUGGUUUCAUCUUCUGCCUGGGGGAAAGGCCUCACUGAUGUGAAACAUGCAACUAGUCCAAAUACACUAGUGUCGAUACCUGAAGUCUGUAAACUCAACAGUUGCACUGCUGGGCAUGUUCCCCUAAUGGGUCGUCUCGAUUCCUCAGUGAUUUUUGGAUUCCUCAACCUUAUCCUGUGGGGAGGAAACUUCUGGUUUAUCUAUAAAGAGACGCCAUUCCACAAGUCAGUGAAUCUGCAAGAGGAAACAGGACAACCGUAAUGAAAUGGCAGGUCCCAUCUACAUUCAUCAAGCAGGUGUUGAUGCAACACACCUCUGCCGAUUGAUCCUGGAUAUACAUAAGAUGACUCAUGUCACAAAAGCACUAUAAGCAGUCAUCCUAUUUCUAUACUGUUCUAUACAAUUUGCACACACUACAGCAAAGCUGUAUAUUUGGAAAAUGUGCAUUGUUAUAUUUUAAAGGUACAAUUGCACCUGGGCACAAACAUGUAUGUACGCAGUAAAUUGUUACAGCUGUCAUUAAAAUGUUACGUUUCAUCUCUUUAAUGUUACUAUUAAAUUGUUGAAAUUA